Messenger RNA from Epinephelus lanceolatus (giant grouper), 1778 nucleotides. It is a transcript of the gene dlk1, whose product is annotated as delta like non-canonical Notch ligand 1. Gene Ontology annotation, biological process: establishment or maintenance of epithelial cell apical/basal polarity; heterophilic cell-cell adhesion. The record is from RefSeq and is a predicted model, not a curated record. Lineage: Eukaryota; Metazoa; Chordata; Actinopteri; Perciformes; Serranidae. Gene Ontology annotation, molecular function: calcium ion binding. Gene Ontology annotation, cellular component: protein-containing complex; plasma membrane.
GUCCCGUCCAAACCUCCAGGUCCUCCUCCAGCAGCCGGACCUCUCGUACACCUGUGGUGUCACUUUCAACAACGCGACGCUUGGAUUAACAAAAAUCAAAUCAAAUCAAUCAAAUAUGAGCAAAGCCACUUGGAGAAGGAGCGCCGGUGCGACAUAAGGAGCAGACGCGUAUGCUUCAGGACAAAGGGGCUCUUGCAGGAUAUUACGAUGCAUCUCACAGCGGUGGUCUUAAUUCUGGUCGUGACAGGCAUCGCCAAAGGUUGGGAAUGCAGCGCGGGGUGCAACACAGAAAAUGGGUUUUGUGAGAAGCCAGGGAAGUGCAGGUGCAAGCCAGGGUGGCAAGGAGAGAACUGUGACCAGUGUGUGCCCUUCCCCGGCUGUCUGCACGGCACAUGUGAAAAGGCAUGGCAGUGUGUCUGCGAGGAGGGCUGGGUGGGCAGCCUGUGUGACCAAGAUACUCGCCUGUGCUCAUCCAGGCCUUGUGCCGGUAAUGCCACCUGCAUAGAGACAGGAGAGGGGGGAUACCUGUGCAUCUGUCCCCAGGGCUAUGCAGGUGAAAACUGCCACUUGAAGAGAGGACUCUGUCUCGCAAACAGCUCUCCUUGCCAGAACGGAGGCACAUGCACGGCUGCCGGUGGCUCAGCAAGUUACUCUGCCUGUUUAUGUCCCCCCGGGUUUUCUGGAGACUUCUGUGAGAUUGGCGUUGACAGCUGCCAGCCUAACCCCUGCCUCAACGGUGGCAACUGUACAAACCACGGCCUGGCCUUUACAUGUGUGUGUCCGCUCGGCUUCACUGGGUUCACUUGUAAUGACACCACCAGCCUCUCGCCCUGCGCUGGCAGGCCCUGUGCCAACAGGGGCACUUGUGUUGGUCAGCCUGAUGGAACCUUCCGUUGCAUUUGCCAGAAAUGGUUUACAGGUUCCACUUGUUCCCUGCAGCACAGGCCAAAGGCCAAGUCCAAGCCAGUCGGAGCCAGGCCAGUGGACCACAGAAUGUUUGCGCUGACUCCGCAGCACUACUCCCUCCCUGCUCACACCUUCCACAAGCUCCUCAGACCGCCCGAGAGAGACCUGCUCAAAAUCACCCUUAAGGAUACAGUCCACUCCCCUGGCGUCCUCGUCACCCAUGGUCAGCUCGUCUGCUUCGGCAUGCUGGCCCUGCUUACUUGCGUGGUCAUCCUGGGCACUACCGGCAUUGUGUUUUUUGGCCGCUGUGAGACGUGGCUGGCCAACGCCAAGUACAGCCAGCUUGUUCGGCAGCAAAGGGAACACCUGCUGCGAGAAGCCGGCGGCCCGAGCCAGGAGGAGCCGGAGCAUUCAGUAAACAUCAUCCUGCCGGAGAAGAUUAGACUCACCAGCUUUGGGAGACACUACACCUCCAUCUGAUUUAAUCGUCUCUGUCUCAUCCCCUUUCCCUCUGGAAGGAGUUUAAUAGAAAUGUCGAAAACUGGCACUGAGGAAAUACUAUGACUGUUGUACAGUUGUGUUAAUAAAGUGAAGCAUACUGGGCUGCACUGGAAUAUAUUUGAAUGUAAAGUCUACUGGACUAAGUGGACGACCAAGACACUGGAUUGUAAAUGUACUUUUUAUUGAACUGCAUAAAACUACCCGUUAAAAUGUAUGAAACCAUAAAAGAUGUUCUGCCUUUAUGGCUGGUAAAAAGAUGUACUCCUUUAGAUUUUUGACUUCACAUGGUUCAAGCACUUUGUUACAUGUUGAUUCAACCCUGUGUCCUAGAAAUUCUGUCUGUAUGUUAUAAAACUGCUUUCUUAAAUGCA